GCAGAGCAGCACCUACCGCCUUCCCGACGAGCGCCUGCUCGAGCUCAUCACGCCCGAGCGCGCGCGAGAGACGAAUCCGGCCGCGAGGCUUCCCCUCCACGCCGCCGCCGCCUACACCGACUCCGAGGCGGUAAUUCGCCGGCUCAUUGAGGUACACCCCGAGGCUGCUCGCUCGCGGACCGCGAUCCUCGGGGAGCUCCCUCUACACGAGGCCGCGCGCUGCACCUCGUCGCCCGACGUCAUACUCGCCCUCAUCGAAGCCUAUCCAGACGGUGUCCGCGAAGCCAACCGGGCGCGUUCCCCAAAACCGCUCCGCCCCGCUUCGGCCUCUCAAGCAGCCGACUUUGGUUGCCGCAGCCACACACACACCCGAGCGGUUUCUAUCACUCCCGCGCCCAGGCUGACGAGACGCCGCUGCACAAGGCCGCCUACAACGUGUUUCUUCCGGUCGUCCGCGCGGUACUGGAGGCGUACCCCGAGGCGCUGCACAUGGCGCAAGCGGCUCCAGCCCAUACCGGCCCCACACCGGGGCGUAUCGCCGAGCUGCAUAACCGCAAUCCGGACGUGGCCGCGCUGCUGCACGAGCGCGCGGCGAGGUUCGGCUGGUUCGCUCGCUUCCCUCGCUUCCUCUCCUUUGCCUGGUGAUGCCCGUGUGGCGUCGCGCCCUAGAUCUGAGCGGGCAUCUCCCGGCCCGCCUUCCCUAGUCCAAUGGCAUCCCUGCUCAGCUAUAGUUCAGUUGUACGAUGAUGCGCGAGAUUGCGCACGCACACGCUCCUAUCAUCAUGGGGUGUUGCAUGAAUCUUGACACUCGAGAGUGCAGUCGAGGCAUAUAUGCCUCGAGUGCAUGUGUGCACCGUGCGCGAGCUCUGUGAUACAAGAGAUGGUCUGCAGUUACACAAUACCUCAUUUUCAAUAGCUUGCGACAUGCAAACUC
This is a messenger RNA of Emiliania huxleyi CCMP1516, 934 nucleotides long. RefSeq lists its product as hypothetical. The record is from RefSeq and is a predicted model, not a curated record. The transcript is spliced from 4 exons. Lineage: Eukaryota; Haptophyta; Isochrysidales; Noelaerhabdaceae. The annotation marks the transcript as partial.